AUGGGUUCAGAACACACUCUAAAGCUUCCAGUAAUCGAUUUCACUGACCUGAAACUGGAAGCCAAAAGUCGUAAUUGGGAGACGGUAAAAUCACAAGUACACAAGGCACUAGUAGAGUAUGGUUGUUUUGAAGCAAUUUUUGAUAGUGUUCCUUUAGACCUUAGAAAAGCCUUGUUUGGUUCAAUUCAAGAACUCUUUGAUCUUCCUCUAGAGACAAAGAUGCUCAAUGUGUCUAAGAAACCUUAUCAUGGUUAUGUUGGGCAAUAUCCUAUGGUUCCACUCUUUGAAAGUAUGGGCAUUGAUGAUGCAAUUGUUCAUGAGAAAGUAGAAAGCAUGACCAACAUCAUGUGGCCUAAUGGAAACCCAAGUUUUAGCAAAACUAUACAAUCCUUCUCUGGGCAGCUAUCAGAGUUGGAUCAGAUUGUUAGGAAGAUGGUUUUGGAGAGCUUGGGUCUUGAGAAGUACUUGGAGGAGCACAUGAACUCAACCAAUUAUCUCCUCAGGGUUAUGAAAUACAAAGCCCCUCAAACCACUGACACAAAGCUAGGCCUCACCACACACUCAGAUAAGAACACAGUUACCAUUUUGUACCAAAAUGGAGUGGAGGGUUUAGAGGUUUUGACCAAAGAUGGAAAAUGGAUAAGCUACAAGCCUUCUCCUCACACUUUUGUUGUCAUUAUUGGUGACUCUCUCCAUGCAUGGUCAAAUGGGAGGUUGCAUUCACCCUUUCACAGAGUGAUGAUGAGUGGAAAUGUGGCAAGAUAUUCUGCAGGGUUGUUCUCUAUACCAAAAGGAGGGAGCAUAAUAAAAGCACCAGAGGAGCUGGUGGAUGAGGAACACCCUCUGCUUUUUAAACCCUUUGAUCAUGUUGAGUUUCUCAAGUAUUACUACACUGAACAAGGACAGAGAGACCAGUUUGCACUGCGCACUUACUGUGGUGUCUGACCACCCAUUGUUUGUUUUCUACAACUAUUGUGU
Messenger RNA from Vigna radiata var. radiata (mung bean), 978 nucleotides. RefSeq names its product probable 2-oxoglutarate-dependent dioxygenase AOP1. Bases 1 to 945 code for a protein of 314 amino acids. The record is from RefSeq and is a predicted model, not a curated record. The transcript is spliced from 3 exons. Lineage: Eukaryota; Viridiplantae; Streptophyta; Magnoliopsida; Fabales; Fabaceae. Gene Ontology annotation, molecular function: dioxygenase activity.